UAUUAUUAUAGUAUAUUCAGAAAGGAAAAAAAAUAGCAGUAGCAAUGGCAGAGAAAGCAAAAAGAAGGAGGUGAUAGAUAUAGCGGCCUCGAUCUUGGAAUGCAAAUAUGCAAUUUCCAAAGGAUUUGAUCCAGUCGCGUUCGAGAGUCAGAGAGUAGCAUUGGAGGUUUUGGGACACCAAGGCCCUUUUACCUGUUCAACAGGUUGGAGGUUAAAAGAGUGAACUAAUUCAAGUUCCACGGUUAUUGGGUUCGAUCUGGGCAGUGCAACAGCCCAGCCGCGCGCUUGACCAAACUGACUGUAAGAGCAAGAGAGACAAUCGGUGUUAAUUAAAAUUGUUAUAAUAUAACCUCCCCAAUUAUUAGUAGAAUACAAACCUUAUGAAAACGAGAAAUACACAAAUAAAGCGAUUUCUAAGAUCUAGGAGAAAGACUAUCUAGUACGAAUUAAUUAUUUUUACGACGUUAAUCAAUGAUUUUUGUUGGUUUGCAUGCGAAAGUUGUACUGUUAAUUAUAUGGGGUUUGACCGGUCAGUUUAACGAUCAAUAAUCAAUAUAAUGAAUGUCUCAUGGUUGGUUGAAAAUUGAAAUUGCAGGUAUAUCAAGUUGAUUUUGUAAUAGUUUGCAUGGGAAGGUUCAGCCGAGUUCCAAACAUACCAGAAUUUCCUGGGAACAAAGGCCCUGAAGCUUUUGAGGGUGAAGUAAUCCAUUCAAUGGAUUAUUCCAAAAUGGAACCCAAAACUGCAACCAACUUUGUCAAAGGAAAACAUGUAGCUGUAGUUGGAUUUCAAAAAUCAGAAAUAAUGGACAUUGCCAUGGAGUGCUCUACGGUUAAAUAUGGCAAUUACGCAGGGAUUGAACGUCCAUGCACGGUAGUUGUCAGGACCCCACACUGGAACCUUCCCGAUUUUUCCCCAUGGGGAUUCCAUUUGGGAUAUCUCUACACGAAUCGAUUCUCCGAACUUUUGGUGCAUAAACCUGGUGAAGGCCUUCUUCUAAGUCUCCUUGCCACAACUCUUUCACCAUUGAGAUGGGCCUUCUCAAAAUUUGUAGAAAGUUAUAUAAAACGCAAAAACAGGCUUGGACAACAUGGAAUGGUGCCAGAGCACAGCUUCUUAAACGAUUUGAGUUCAUGUUCACUUUCUGUGCUGCCGGAUGGCUUCUACGAUAGAGUUGAGGAAAGAAGUAUCAAGCUCAUCAAGAAAGUAGAGAUUGUUGGAUUCUGUAAAGAAGGUAUCUUGCUCAAGGGUCAAGCUGAACCAAUAAAAUCCGACUUAGUCAUACUCGCUACCGGCUUCACGGGAAUUGAUAAGCUCAAACACAUUUUUGAAUCACCAAAAUAUCAGGAAUUCAUUGCAGGCAUAGAUGAUUCUGCUGCAGUUCCCCUCUAUAGGUGAGUAAUAAAAGAAUACUUUUGCAAGCAUACACCAGAAAUUGGAUUAUCCAUCCCGGAAUUCCAUAACUGGCAAUAAUUGGAUUCUCAGAAAGUACAACCAAUCUAUACACAUCGGAAAUAAGGUGCCGGUGGCUGGCAGAGCUUCUUGAUGGAAAAUUCAAGCUACCUAGCGUAAAGAUGAUGGAGAAAGACAUAGCAGAAUGGGAUAAAUACAAGAAAAGAUAUUCUUACAACAAGUACUAUAGAGGAUCGUGCAUUGCUGCGUUGCAUGUUUGGCACAAUGACCAGUUAUGUAAGGACAUGGGAUGGAACCCUAAGAGGAAAAAGGGUUUUUGGGCUGAGGGGUUUUGGACCUUAUGGACCAAUGGAUUACAUCGGCUGAUAUAAAAGAGUUAUGUUUACUUUUAUUUUUUAACGUUAAGAGACAAAUAAACCCGUGAUUUGAAGUUUGUCGUUUUCUACCAUAAUCUCAAAUUGAUAAACAAUUAUUGGUCUUAAGACUAGCAUGCUUUGGAUCAAUUAUAUUAAUCGGCCAUAUGGUGCUCGAAUGUGUAUUCAAUUGCCAGGCCCCUAUCUGGUGCUAGUUAUGAAUUAGCCAGGUUGCUAUCUGCAACAGGUGAUUUGAAAUUGAUGUGAUUGAUUUUAUAUUUUUCAAAGUAUUUCUAAAGCAUGACACAAUCACAACUUAUAGGUCGUGCAUUUGAAUGUUUCAGAAAUCAUUAGUGUGUAGGGUAGGACCCUUCA
Capsicum annuum is the source of this 2139-nucleotide messenger RNA. Its product is annotated as probable flavin-containing monooxygenase 1. Lineage: Eukaryota; Viridiplantae; Streptophyta; Magnoliopsida; Solanales; Solanaceae. The transcript is spliced from 3 exons. The record is from RefSeq and is a predicted model, not a curated record. The coding region runs from base 626 to 1396 and encodes 256 amino acids.